Molecule: messenger RNA, 1396 nt
Organism: Populus trichocarpa (black cottonwood)
Lineage: Eukaryota; Viridiplantae; Streptophyta; Magnoliopsida; Malpighiales; Salicaceae
Product: chalcone synthase
Exons: 2
Coding region: 22-1152 (376 amino acids)
Biological process (GO): polyketide biosynthetic process
Molecular function (GO): acyltransferase activity, transferring groups other than amino-acyl groups
Source: RefSeq, a predicted model, not a curated record
GCCAAGGUGGGCAAGAAGAAAAUGGCAUCCAUUCUAGCUAUUGGCACUGCAAAUCCACCCAACUGUUUCGACCAGGCUGACUAUCCAGACUUCUACUUCCGAGUCACUAAAAGCGAGCACAUGACACAGUUAAAGGACAAGUUCAAGAGAAUAUGUGAAAAAUCCAAAAUAAGGAAACGUUACAUGUAUAUCACCGAAGAUACUAUCAAGAAGAACCCAAGCUUAAGCACCUACGAUGCCGCGUCCCUCGAUGCGCGUCAAGAAAUUCUGGUCACUGAGGUACCCAAGCUCGGCAAGGAAGCAGCAUUGAAGGCCAUUGAAGAAUGGGGCCAGCCCAAAUCAAAGAUCACCCACCUUAUAUUUUGCACUUCUUCAGGUACCCAUAUGCCAGGUGCAGAUCAUGAGCUUACUAAGCUCCUUGGCCUUGAACGUUCUGUCAAGAGAUUCAUGAUGUAUCAACAAGGCUGCUUCACAGCAGCCCUAGCCCUCCGCCUUUCCAAAGACCUUGCUGAGAAUAAUCCCGGGGCACGUGUUCUCAUCGUGUGUUCUGAGAACAUGACUGUUUGUUUCCGAGCACCAUCUGAGACUCACUUGGAUAUUCUUGUAGGCUAUGCGAUUUUCUCUGACGGUGCUGCUGCUAUCAUUGUUGGGGCUGAUCCUGACACAGCUACCGAGCGCCCAUUAUUUCAACUUGUGUCAGCCGAGCAGUGUAUUGUUCCUGACUCGGAUGAUGGAAUAGUUGGUCACAUACGUGAAAUGGGGAUUUCCUAUUACUUGCAUAAAAUGGUGCCCAAAAUCGUUGCGGAAGGCGCUGCGCAAUGCUUGGUGGAGACAUUCAAUGCUCGAUAUGGGAUCAAGGACUGGAAUUCUCUGUUUUACGUUGUCCAUCCUGGAGGUACAGGCGUUUUGAACAAGUUUGAAGAGCACAUUGGCUUGACGAAAGAUAAAUUGAGAGCAUCUCGGCAUGUGCUAUCUGAGUAUGGAAACAUGUGGGGUCCAAGUAUGUUCUUCGUUCUUGAUGAGAUGAGGAGAAGAUCAGCCAAGGAAGGGAAAGCCACCACUGGAGAAGGAUUGGAUCUAGGUGUGCUGUUCGGGUUCGGCCCUGGCGUAACUAUCGAGACCAUAGUGCUCCGUAGUUUCGCUACGGAUUGAAUGACUACUUCGGCAGCGGACUCGUCAAGAUUACUGGAAGGAUCAUGCAUGGUUAAUUAAGGUAACUCUGUGUCAGUGUUUGUUCUUUUGUUUUUCAGAUUUGAUGAUUCAAUAAAGCAUCUGUGCGGAGGAUCCGGCUCCUGUGAUCGGAUCGGACUUCUCUCACGAAGACGUUCCUGUUGUUGUUGUUUUAGCACUUGUUGUUUUUGAAAUUGAAUGAGAUUUAAUUAUUAUAUUAUUAGAA